Messenger RNA from Phacochoerus africanus (Common warthog), 2902 nucleotides. RefSeq names its product leucine rich repeat containing 59 (gene LRRC59). Gene Ontology annotation, molecular function: protein binding. NCBI's taxonomy places the organism in Eukaryota, Metazoa, Chordata, Mammalia, Artiodactyla, Suidae. Bases 239 to 1159 code for a protein of 306 amino acids. The transcript has 7 exons. The record is from RefSeq and is a predicted model, not a curated record.
CGCGGAAGGUGACGUGGACACGGAAGUGGUCGUCGUCGCGGCAGCACCGGUGGGAACGGGGUGCGGGGCUCAGAGUGCGGCCGGCGGGCGGACGGUCGGCGGUGAUCUCGCACCUGCGGCGGCGGGGGACGUAGGUUUUGUCGGUUGAGUGCGCGUCCCCUCAGUCCACGAGCGGCUUCUCAGCCUUUCUCCUGCCCGUCGGAGCCCCGGGGCCGGGACCCGUUCAGCCGGCGUCACCAUGACCAAGGCCGGUAGCAAGGGCGGGAACCUCCGCGACAAGCUUGACGGCAACGAGCUGGACCUGAGCCUCAGCGACCUGAAUGAGGUCCCUGUCAAGGAGCUGGCUGCCCUCCCCAAGGCCACCAUACUGGAUCUGUCCUGCAAUAAACUGACUACUCUACCGUCGGAGUUCUGUGGCCUCACACACCUGGUGAAGCUGGACCUGAGUAAGAACAAGCUGCGGCAGCUGCCGGCGGACUUUGGCCGCCUGGUCAACCUCCAGCACCUGGACCUCCUCAACAACAGGCUGGUCACCCUGCCUGUCAGCUUUGCUCAGCUCAAGAGCCUCAAGUGGCUGGAUCUGAAGGAUAACCCCCUGGAUCCCGUCCUGGCCAAGGUGGCAGGGGAUUGCCUGGAUGAGAAGCAGUGCAAGCAGUGUGCCAACAAGGUGCUGCAGCACAUGAAGGCCGUGCAGGCGGAUCAGGAGCGAGAGAGGCAGCGGCGGCUGGAAAUAGACAGAGAGGCCGAGAAGAAGUGGGAAGCCAAGCAGCGAGCUAAGGAGGCUCAGGAGCGGGAACUGCGGAAGCGGGAGAAGGCGGAAGAGAAGGAGCGCCGGAGAAAGGAGUAUGACGCCCUCAAAGCAGCCAAGCGGGAGCAGGAGAAGAAACCGAAGAAGGAAACAAAUCAGGCCCCGAAAUCAAAGUCCGGCUCUCGCCCCCGUAAGCCGCCACCCCGGAAGCACACUCGGUCCUGGGCUGUGCUGAAGCUGCUGCUGCUGCUGCUGCUGUGUGUGGCUGGCGGGCUGGUUGCUUGUCGGGUGACAGAGCUGCAGCAGCAGCCCCUGUGCACCAGCGUGAACACCAUCUACGACAACGCGGUCCGGGGCCUGCGCAGCCACGACAUCGUCCAGUGGGUCCUGCAGACCGAUUCUCAGCAGUGAGCUUGUCCUCAACAACUGCUGCCUCCCAGCCUUGGAGCUUGGAUUCCUAUGGAAUUGGGUUCUGCUGGACACAACCUCUUUUUAGUGUCAGACCUACCUGCCAUCGUCAAAUGGCUGCCGUUUGGUACUUGAGACCUCCUCUUUGUAAGACUUCUUUGUUCCUUAGUCAGGGUUCCCUGGCGGAAUAAGGAGAGGCAGGAGGUGGGGACAGUUACCUGCAUGCUUACAAGAAUAGGCUUGGGUCGGGAGAGAAAAAACCAUAGCCUUUUCUAGUUGUUACACAAAGCUGCGUAAGGGCAAGACUCAUUUCUACUAAAGGUCAGCUGUCACUACAUUUAUACUUUUGUAUGUCACCAAUCCUUUCUUUAAUUCCUCCCUGGGGAGCCAGGGCCGAUCAGGAGGCAGUGUGUUACUGGGGACGAGGGGAGCACCAUACUCAGCAAAUCUAACCUAAAUUGGGGGGGGAGGGACAAGCCUAUUUUUUAAAGGACCUCAGACAUUCAGAUAUUUUAAUGAUCAUACAAAAUCUCAGGCUGUGAAAGGAACUCGAAGACCAUCCAUUCCAAUAGAACCCUUGUCGGUGGGGAACCUGCACCUUCCAUGACUUGCCUACCAUCUCCCAGCUAGUUUGAGGCAGACCUGGAUUCCCACCCUGGUAUCUUUCUUUCCAUCAUUUCACCUCCUUUAUAAUGUCCCGAGACCACACAACUUAACAGCAGAAUUGAGUGUCUCUUGGCUGAAAUGCAGAUGGUUUCAUGGAUGCCAGAUUCACGACCCACAAAUAGGAAUCUCACAGCCAUGAGAGUCUUGGGCAGCUCCUGCAAAGUCCUGCCACAAUUUAUGUGGCUUCUAUCAAGUGGGGAUGCUCCAGGCCCUUUGCCUCAAUUCAAGAGCAUUAACUCCCUGAUUGUCAGUAAACAAGACGAUGGACCCUUGCAAAGCCCCAUUUUCUGUGACAGCUCUGUUACCUAAUUGGUGUGACCACAUACCUCAGAGGCAAACUGAAAACUCAAGCGUCAUAGAGACCGAGGUUUAGAAUUGUUUGAUUCUAGUCGUACCUACACCUGUACAAUGAAGGCAAACAAGGAGCAUCAUGGAGUUGAGAGGUGGUGCAUUAAUGGCUGCUGUGGCACCAAUAGGGGCAGAACUGUCCAUUCUCGUGUCUGCCAGAUCCAGCGUUUUUCUUGCUCUCUGGCCUCCUUGCCUCUUUUCACAACAGCUGGACGAAGGGAUCAGCAGUGGCUGUCAUGGUGCUUAUUCACGGAAAACUCCCAAUUGCAAGCUCCUUGCCUCCACCCAGGGAGAGCAAGACCCUGUCGUGUUCAGGAACAGAGUGGGCUCCAGCUUUUCAGCACUAGUGGCCCAUGGAGAGGACGGACUGUCCUAAUGAUGGAAGGAUGGACUUGUUUUCUCCCUGAAGGGUAGCUCUGCUGUGUAGACCCACACCUUACUCAGAAUCACUACACAUUCCUUAGUCUUCCUCCAAGCUCCAGAGCCAUCGAUACAAAUGCUUUAUUGAAACUAAACGCAUAGUACAUAUCAUGGGGAUUAAGACAGAAGUCAGCAUAGCGAUCGGGCCCCCGUUCCUUGGCUGGCGGAGGCAGCUUCGGCGGGUGCGAGGCAGGCCGGCGCACACCCAGCCUCGUCUAGCAACCCGCCCAGGGCAGUUCGCUCGUGACCUCGAGAUUUGAUGUUGAGGUUCUUUUGAAUUUCUGCAAUUAUUAAAUACGUGUCUGAGUGGUU